UGGAAAGCCCGAACAAUUAAGUCGACAAGAGGAGAGAUACAAUGAUGGCGAAAAGUUUCUGUCCCCGCAACGCUGUCUCCUGACCACCUUGCAGGAAAGAUAAUGGAAUGGUUAAGGCUAUACUUACCUCAGAGUGACGCUUUCGCGGAAGAAGGGGCCGAUCAGGAUGAAGAAACGUCCAUGCCCUUGCAAAUGAUCAUCAAAGGCAUGACGAUGGGAACGGUGAUGUACAAGGUGAAGACGUCGGACAAGUGGUACCGCCGCAAGUACAAAGUGGACAUACAGAACAUGCGCCUCUCCUACGCGCCCUCCAGUAAGCCCUUUUGGCGAGGGAAAAUCACUUCAGCUUGCAAGUGUGGCUCUUUCGCCGGCUCUGGAACAAACAUUGUGGAUUUAUUUGACUUGGAGGAGGUCCGAAAAGGCUGGAAUUCUGACGUAUUUAAUAAAUUGCAGGCCAAAUUCCGAAGAAAACUACAGAAAACCCUCCAUCCUCAGUUGCUGUCAAAACUCCACGAGGAGAACUGCUUCUCGCUCAUCAUCGGGCCUGCGCACUACGUCGUCGAUCUGAUCGCGCCCAAUAUCCAUGCUCGGGACGCAUGGGUGAGGGGACUGCGGCAGCUCAUGGCCUGCUGCAAGCACAUGCAGGUGCAGCACGACGAAGAGAGGUGGUUGAAGGAGCUGGUGAGGAAGGCGGACGUGAACGGCAACGGCAGCCUGAACUUCGAGGAAUGUCUCGGCCUGCUCAACCAGCUCAACAUCGGCAUGAGGAGGAAGGAGGCACGAAAGCUGUUUAAUGCCGCUAACUUCAGAAAAGUGAAGAUCGAAGGAGAAGAUGCCUUGGAGCCGGACGAGUUCGUCCAGUUUUACCGCAGCUUGGUGCACAGGCCGGAGCUCGAAGAACUCAUGAAGAAAUACUCCGUCAGUAAAUCUGUACUAUGGGGUUCCGAGGAGCUGCGGAAUUUCCUGCAAAAAGAACAAAACAUGAUUCUGAGUAUGGAGGAAUGCGAAGCAUUAAUAGAGGAAUAUGAACCAGAAGAUAAUAAAAUUUCUGGCUAUUUGUCGUUAGAGGGCUUUCAGCAAUUCCUGCUCUCCCCUGACCAGGACAUCUUCAACAAGAAGCACCGCAUCAUCUACCAGGACAUGACGCAGCCGCUCGCUCACUACUACAUCGCAUCCUCUCACAACACGUACCUGAUCAGCGGGCAGCUGAUUGGCGACAGCAGCAUCGAAGGCUACAUCCAAGCUUUGGGACGUGGCUGCAGGUGUCUGGAAUUGGACACGUGGGACGGACCCGACGGAGAGCCCAUCAUAUUUCACGGGUACACGCUGACGAGCCGCAUCUUCCUGAGGGAUGUUCUCGAAGCGAUAAAGAAAUACGCCUUCAGAGCUUCGCAAUAUCCCGUCAUCCUAUCCAUAGAAAACCAUUGCUCCUUACCAUACCAAGUGAAGAUGGCAGAACACUUCAGAAAUAUCCUUGGGAAGUACCUGUACACGGACCCAGUCGGGGACGACGAAGAAGAAUUCCCAUCACCUGAAGCCCUGGCGAGGAAGAUUUUCAUCAAGAGCAAGCAGCUGAAGCCCCCUCGCUUGGAGGACGGUGUGAUGAUGGCACCGGAGGAGUUCAUGUUGGAGGACGAGGAGGAGAGAGAAGAAGCCAUCAGGUCCAUGAUGGCCGCCGCUCCCACGCCAGACUUGGAAGGAAACGAACUGCCCGACCUACCUAUGGCCGCCCCGUCUCACGCUCCUCGAAUCGCCGAAGCACUGUCCGAUUUGGUGAACUACUUCUCCGCCAAGAGGUUCGGAUCUUUCAGCGAAUGCAGAGUGUGCUGGCAAUUCAACGAGAUGUCGUCGUUUUCGGAGACGGUGGCCUUGAAUCUGGCCUACAGCGAAGGAGAAGCCUUCGUGGCCCACAACCGGAGGCACGUGUCCCGCAUCUACCCGAAAGGAACCCGGACAGAUUCCACCAACUACGAUCCGGUGCCGUACUGGAGCGUCGGGUGUCAGCUGGUUGCCUUGAAUUACCAGACUUGGGAUGAGCCCAUGUACAUUCACGAAGCGAAGUUUUCGCAGAAUGGAAAAUGCGGCUACGUUUUGAAGCCCAAGUACCUCACUGACAAAGCUUCUUAUGAUCCUAGCAAAAGCCCUUAUCCGGACAAACAGCUACACGUUACCAUCAAAAUCAUCAGCGCCCAGUUUCUUCCCAAACCCAACCGGGCAGAGGAUGGGGAAGUGGUAGACCCCUACGUCUCGGUCAAAGUGUAUGGCCAUCCUUUGGACGCACAGAAAAAGAAGACAAAGUUCAUCAGCAAUAACGGCUUCAAUCCAAUGUGGAACCAGACACUAAAAUUCGUGAUCAACGCCCCGGAGGAAGCCAUUUUCAAUUUCAGAGUGAAAGAUGAGAAUGUGACGAGCAACCAGUUGAUCGGGCAGUUCGCGCUGCCUUGCACAUCGAUGUGUGAAGGUUACCGCCACGUCCACCUGGAAGAUUCCAGAGGCCAGCGUCUGGAGAGGGCGACCCUCUUCGUCCACGUGCAGCUCGCCCAAUACACCAUGAACAAGAAGUGCAGCUCCGCGAAAUGAGGCCCUUUGAAAGGCUUAUAUUUUUUUAUGUUCAAGAUUUGUGAUUGUCGCACAAUUGUGAUUUUGGGGUUUCAAAUCCCGCGAAAUAAAAGUAUUCCUUUUACA
Molecule: messenger RNA, 2685 nt
Organism: Argiope bruennichi
Lineage: Eukaryota; Metazoa; Arthropoda; Arachnida; Araneae; Araneidae
Product: 1-phosphatidylinositol 4,5-bisphosphate phosphodiesterase eta-2-like
Exons: 22
Coding region: 103-2580 (825 amino acids)
Biological process (GO): lipid metabolic process; phosphatidylinositol-mediated signaling
Molecular function (GO): phosphatidylinositol-4,5-bisphosphate phospholipase C activity; calcium ion binding
Source: RefSeq, a predicted model, not a curated record